Molecule: messenger RNA, 4070 nt
Organism: Alexandromys fortis (reed vole)
Lineage: Eukaryota; Metazoa; Chordata; Mammalia; Rodentia; Cricetidae
Gene: Stc2
Product: stanniocalcin 2
Exons: 4
Coding region: 486-1379 (297 amino acids)
Biological process (GO): intracellular calcium ion homeostasis
Cellular component (GO): extracellular region
Molecular function (GO): hormone activity
Source: RefSeq, a predicted model, not a curated record
CACCCGCACACGCGCACGCAUCUUGGGCCGCGCUCACACACACGCACGCAAAAGCGUGGCCGGCGCCAGGUCGGCAACUUUGUGGGGUGCUCGCCGCUGCGCUCCGCUUCCUCCCGUAGUAGUUGGCGCAGGCCCCGCCUCCCGGCUGUGUUGUCAAACGGGCCGGGGUCUCGGAUUGGUCCAGCCUCCGGGACAACACCUGCUCGACUCCUUCAUUCAAGUGACACCAGAGCUUCCAGGGAUAUUUGAGGCACCAUCCCUGCCUUCGCCGGGCACUCGCGGCUCUGCUAACGGCCUGGUCACAUGCUCUCCGGAGAGCUACGGGAGGGCGCUGGGUAACCUCUAUCCGAGCUGCGGCGAGGAGGAGGAAAGGGGCGAGCCGGGAGGAAGAGUGGGAGGAGGGGGGAAGCAGCAGAGGAGGAAGAAGAGGAGGAGGGGCGCACAAAGAAUCCAGGUCUCCCGGCGGGAGGGUGAUACCCAGAACCAUGUGUGCCGAGCGGCUGAGCCAGUUUGUGACCCUGGCUUUGGUGUUUGCCACCUUGGACCCGGCGCGGGGGACCGACGCCACGAACCCUCCGGAAGGUCCGCAAGACAGGAGCUCCCAGCAGAAAGGCCGUCUGUCCCUGCAGAACACAGCGGAAAUCCAGCACUGUUUGGUCAACGCCGGAGACGUGGGGUGUGGCGUGUUUGAAUGUUUCGAGAACAACUCUUGUGAAAUCCGGGGCUUACAUGGGAUUUGCAUGACUUUUCUGCAUAAUGCUGGAAAAUUCGACGCCCAGGGCAAGUCAUUCAUCAAGGAUGCCCUGAAGUGCAAGGCCCAUGCCCUGCGGCACAGAUUUGGCUGCAUCAGCAGGAAGUGUCCGGCAAUCAAGGAGAUGGUUUUCCAGUUGCAGAGGGAAUGCUACCUCAAGCACAACCUGUGCUCAGCGGCGCAGGAGAACAUCGGCGUGAUGGUGGAGAUGAUAAACUUCAAAGACCUCCUGCUGCACGAGCCCUAUGUGGACCUCGUGAAUCUGCUGCUGACCUGCGGGGAAGAUGUGAGGGAGGCCAUCACUCACAGCGUCCAGGCUCAGUGUGAGCAGAACUGGGGAGGCCUGUGCUCCAUUCUGAGCUUCUGCACCUCCAACAUACAGAGACCUCCCACUGCGGUCCCUGAGCAUCAGCCCCCGGCAGAUAGGGCCCAACUACCCAGGCCUCACCAUCGGGAUACAGGCCACCACCUAUCAGAAGCCAGCAGAGGCGCCAAGGGUGAGCGAGGGAGCAAAAGCCACCCACAGGCCCACGCCCAAGGCGGAGCAGGUGGCCAGAGCGCCCAGGGACCUUCUGGGAGCAGCGAGUGGGAAGAUGAACAGGCCGAGUAUUCCGACAUCCGGAGGUGAAACGAAAACCUAGCCAUGAACGUUUCCUCCAGGCCGUCCGUUUCCUUAUCUAUGGACAUUCCAAAACAUUUUACAUUAAAGAGGGGAUGUCACACGCAGGAUGUGUGCGAAUUGUGGACUUCAUGCAGGUGUCUGAACAGGUGAGAUGAGGUCUCAGGUGCCUGCCCGGUGGGUCGGCACCUACGUAAGCUUAUUCACGGGAGUGUUGCCUUGAGUCUGCCUGUGGCUUUGUCCCUUUCGGUCUGUGGGAGCUAGAGGGUGGCUAAGGUGUGCUCUGUUGGGGGGAGGUCAGAUGGGGAGGGAAGGGGCCUCACGUGGGUGCUAGGCCCUGCCCUACAGCUUCCAGUGCUGUCUGCAGGGAACAGGGCAGCUGGGUUCUGAGGCAGGAGUGAGGGGGAAGUGUGGCUGUUAGGGCAAAGGAGGAGCAGAGAGGAUGCAGGACUCAGCCAUGCUCAAUGCCAAACCAAAGCUUAGUGUCAUGCCUGGGACCUUGUGUUUCAUAGCUGCUGGAAGGAACAUGGAGUACUGCAUUUUCUAUGUGUCAUUUCUGGGGGACACCGAAGGAGUGGUCGUUUUUGACCACUGCUUCAGAGUUCAAUUUUACUUUUUUUUUUUAAUCCAUUGAUGAUUUGUCUGUCAUCUAAAUAAAUGACUUUCAAAUCGAACAACUGGGUCACCAGAACCAGCUCAAAGCAGGAGGAAAAUCAACCCCAGCCCACCUCUGGAGGGUAAAUUUUUGUAGUUCUCUUUUAAGAAGAGCUCAAACGGCAGUAUCCCCACAUGGGCUUCUCCUUCCGAAACAGACAGAUCCCCAGAGGGAGAAGCACAUACCAGGGGUCCCUUCCUUGACAGCCUUUUUCUAGACUUUCGCUAUCUCAACUUGACCUCGGACAAGUCCUACGAGCCUAUACAUUGAAUCCAUGUGGCCAAGUUGGAAACCAGUCUCUGCAUGCCGGAAAGAGGAAGAAGAGAAACUGGCAUCAAGACCACUAAGGAAAUUGCUUUUGGGGAAUGCCACCCUCUGCAUACUUGGGCAAACAGCUUCAUCUCCAAGAGACAGGGCUUUCCAGAGCCCACGUGGAAAUUUAGCAAGAAGGAGGUGGGUGGACAAAAGGAAGGCCAAAGAGGAGAGAAGGGACUCGUGUCAGUGCCGCACUAAGAUCUUCCUCUGGGGCUGUCACAGCUACUGCUCUUGCAGCCAGUGCUGUAGACGUAGGGGGUAACCUGGACCAGGUCUGGAGAGCAAGGCUCGGCCAACUUUUUCUAUGAAAGGCCAAAUAGUGAUUAGUGAGUUUCCGUUCGGCAAGUCACACAGUUUCUGUUGCCACCAGCCAGCUCUGGCGUGACAGCCCAAAAGCGCCCUCUGCCACACAAAUGGAAGGGCUUGGUUGGCUCUGUUCCACUAAGAUUUUCUUCCCCAGGCUCACAGACCGUACAUUGCAUGUUCCCUGUUCUAGGGAGCAGGAUGAGAAACAUGCAUCCUACCCUCUAUCUCUCUCUGGAAGGCCCCUAAGGCCAGGAACAGCCACCGUUCUCAGAGCACAUCCACAAACUCGGCUGGUGUCUCAAUGCGCAGGACCCAGUCUCAAUUUCUCAUAUCGGCUAUGCUUGAAAAAAAAAUCAUUUGGGGAGGGGUGGGUUGGUGACACGCUGGGAAUCCCCCAGGAAGAUGUGGGGCUGCAGAGCAUAGAGGAGCACAUGCCUUUAAUCCGGUUCUGCCUGCAAGGAAGGAGGCCCAGCAUGCCAGACUCUGCCGCGGAAAAUGCAUGGGGAUGGUGGCACUCUGGUGCUAUGUGUGCCUGUGUGGUACCUUGACUGUUUUCUGCUUACAUCACUCACACCGUCCUUUGUUCCUGGCUUGGCCGCUCCUUUGUCACCAGUGUCUGGACUGAGUUCAUCAGUGUCUCGCAGUCACCUACUGAUGUUCCAUGUGUUUCUGCUGUAAAUAUUUGUCGUUUGUAUUUAUUGUCUCAGUGUCUUCCCCCCCCCCAAAGGCAUAAACUCGCUUCAUUCAAACACACCAACCGAUCUCUGUUGUGUAUGUCCAUGCUUUUGUCGUCCCUUCCCCCUCCAAAAGUUAAAAAAAAAAAAAAGAUGUCAUUUCAUGGUCCCUCAUGUGAUUAGAAACACGGAAUAUAUUUAUCUCUCUAGUCCUUUUGCUCAAAAUUGUCCGGAUUCUUGUGUGCCUCCUGAAGGCAUUCGCACAGUCUAAAUGUAAGCGAGGCAGCUGUUGAGAACAGCCCUCCUUAGGCUUCAUGCUUUGUACGCAUUUACUUGGGAGCCUUCCUGUUCGGAAGGAUGUGGGUCUCCAAAUAACGUUGCAGUGUUUAUUUUGAGCUUCGAAUCUUAGCGAGAUGAUCCGCACACCUCUCCUUUGUAUCAAUAAAUAGCCCUGUUAUUCUAAAACAAGAGGGCCAAAGACAGCAGAACGCCAACAACCCAGAAUCGAAUAAAAAGGAGACACUGGCCCAGGGCUGCAGUCCGUCCUUAGGCAUGAGCUCUGAACCUGGCUAAUGGCAUCUCGGGAACAACAUGGAGACGGUGCUCCUGGCAUCCGCUUCCUAAGGAAGAAUGGCACCACGUGGGCUUACUAAGUCAGCGUCUGCUUCUGUUACAAAGCUAGACAACAGGGCCUGGACACUGUCACCCUGUGUUCUUCUUCAAGCAUUAAUAAAGGUUUUAGAUAAAUGA